Messenger RNA from Ostrinia furnacalis (Asian corn borer), 2055 nucleotides. It is a transcript of the gene NGR-A5, whose product is annotated as neuropeptide receptor A5. The record is from RefSeq and is a predicted model, not a curated record. Gene Ontology annotation, molecular function: orexin receptor activity. Bases 114 to 1763 code for a protein of 549 amino acids. NCBI's taxonomy places the organism in Eukaryota, Metazoa, Arthropoda, Insecta, Lepidoptera, Crambidae. The transcript has 7 exons. Gene Ontology annotation, cellular component: plasma membrane. Gene Ontology annotation, biological process: feeding behavior; G protein-coupled receptor signaling pathway.
CACUAGUCUGCUAUCAGAAGACCCGAGACCACACAAUAAUGACCGUUAACGGAAUACAAAUAAAACCUCUUCAAGAUCUUCAAGGCAUGUACACGUAGAUACCAGAAGAGAACAUGGGUAUACCACGAUCGCAUGUCACAACCUUAACCAUGGUUCUUUUAUGGAACUUCUGUCUUUGCACAAACGUAGUUAGAAAUAGAAGAAAAAGCGACCUGACAAAUUACCCUGUAGAUAGAUACAUUAAUUUAGACCUAGAUGUAUACAAUCUAAGAGUUAAGAGAUCUGACAAUGUUACAAAAGAUUCAACAGAAUCUGAAUUUAUUCUUGUUAAUAAAUCUAAGGAAAAUAAAUCAGAAGACAUUGAUAAAGAAGUAAAGGAUACAACAGAUUACGAAAUGUUCAAUUACACAGAAGAGCCGUGUGUGGGUGAUCCAGAAUAUUGCAAUAUGACGGAAGAAGCGUACAUGGAGAUGCUAAAUGAAUACAUAUUCCCACACCCAUACGAGUGGGUUUUGAUUGCGACUCACGCGAUUGUGUUCGUGAUAGGCUUGAUAGGGAACGCGCUAGUGUGCAUAGCAGUGUAUAGGAACCACAGUAUGAGGACGGUGACGAACUAUUUCAUAGUGAACCUGGCAGUGGCAGACUUUAUGGUGAUCCUGAUAUGCCUGCCCCCGACUGUGCUGUGGGACGUGACUGAAACGUGGUUCUUCGGGACAGCUAUGUGCAGGAUCGUAUUAUACUUUCAGUCGGUGUCGGUGACGGUGUCGGUGCUGACGCUGACGUUCAUCAGCGUGGACCGCUGGUACGCCAUCUGCUUCCCGCUCAAGUUCAAGUCCACCACCGGCCGCGCCAAGACCGCCAUACUCAUCAUCUGGCUGCUGUCUUUGCUGUUCAACAUACCAGAGUUCGUGAUGCUUCAAGUACAACGGAAGAUGCAACUUCGUUUCAAUGCGCAGUACUUUAUGCAAUGCGCAUCCACUUGGUCAGACGACAGUGACCUCAAAUGGCAUAUCAUAAAGGCGAUCUUCCUUUACACAUUCCCGCUGUUCCUGAUGAUGAUAGCGUACUGCCAAAUUGUCAGAGUGCUUUGGCGGUCAGACAACAUCCCGGGGCACACGGAGUCCCACAAGUUGUGCACGCAGUCUGGACAAAAUAACUGGCUAGCAAACCGCCGUACAGCGCCAUCUAUCCACGCGAACGCGUCAACGGAAGGCCAGCUCAGGUCUCGGAGGAAGGCAGCCAAGAUGCUGGUGGCUGUGGUGGUGAUGUUCGCCGUAUGCUACUUCCCGGUACAUCUGCUCUCUGUACUGAGGGUGGCCUACGACGUGCAACAGAGUGACGUGAUGACGUGCAUCGCUCUCAUCUCGCACGUGAUGUGCUACGCCAACUCCGCCGUCAACCCGCUCAUUUACAACUUCAUGAGCGGCAAAUUCCGUAGGGAGUUCCACAGGUCUUACUUCAAGUGCUUCUGUUGCUGCCUCAACCAGUCUGCCCCUGACCAGAACGGGACCUCCUUCGCUCCCGUUGGCAGCUCCCGAGCUGGUACCACCAGGACUGUCGUCAGGAGGAACGACUCUUGCGUCAGCUACCGCCUCACCCACCUCUCCCCUUCCAACCACAACAGUAUCCAUCGAGACUACGUCAGGAACACCAACACUUCUUUCAUCGAACAAAUCAAUGGCCGCCGCCCCAAAGUCAGAGAUGACUCCAUCAGCGAGUCAGCCACCAGAUUCACUCUCACAACCGAUGUCGGUAAAGAUUGACAGUUGGGCAAGGACUUAUACUACGGCAACAUUCGGAACAGAUCUGACGGCAUCGUCACUUACAUAGCCAAAAGUACCAACAGCAUCGAUUGUAAACCUUACUACGAUUGCUUUAAAGGCCCCGGCACUAGCUGCAACGAGAAACACAUCAUGGACGAAAGGUACAGCGAUACUUGCACCGAUUAUAGAGAAAACGACAAAGAUUCUAAGGAACUUUUCACACUGAACGACGAAACCAAAAACGGGUUUAAAUUUAAAUUUAACCGUAGUCUUAAUAGUUGUCAGAUUAAGA